AUGAGCGCAGCUCCAGCAAAACUAAAGAAGUUCGACAUCAUCCAGGACAAAGCCAUCUGCUUGAUUGAAGCCUGUGUGCUGACAGCACAGAGCAGCCAAGAGGAUGUGCUACUGCAGACGCUGUCUCACAAUCUGUCUAUCCUGGAGCAGAAGCUGCAGCAGGAUCCUGACUGGACAACUUUGCAGCAGCUGAGGGAGCAGGUGAUCUCUCAGUUCACAUGGCCAAUGAGAUCAGAUGAUGCUGUGUGGAACUUUGUUACUGAGAUAUUGGUGCUGCUCUUGUGUUUAAAGCAGGCGAUGAUUGAGUUGCUUGCACAGUUCACACCCCCAAAACCAAACCCGAAGACCCCAGAGUGUGCGCCGGCACUACCUCCUGAUGCUCUGAGUAUCUCGCAACAAAAAACAGUCCAGUCUGCACUGCAGUUUGUCAUCACUCUUGGGAUCUGCCCUUACCUCUUGCCAGGGGUCGGAACUCCUCUUGGCUGCAGGUCGGAUUUUGCCGCAACAGUUGAGAAGAUGGUUUGUCGCUUGGCAUUUCCCAGCAGAAUGUGGAGGCUUCACGCUGUCACCCUGGCACUCCUCGAGAUCACUCGUCAUCCUUCCUUAGAGAGCCUGGUCCUAACCAGGCACCUUGGAGAUUUGUUAGCCAGCCUCUGCCAACUGGGAUAUUCACCAAACAAAUGUCAACUGAGCUCUGUAUCACUGGAGGGCUCACAGCAGGACAGAGAGAGACAGAAGGGUCUCACUGUUGCUGAGCAGCAGGGCUGCCAGCAGGCUUUGCAGAAUCUACUGGAUCGAGUAUAUCAACCGCUUGUCAUCAAGGAGUUGCUGAUCUUACAGGGAGGAGCAAAGCCGGUGGCGUCUGCGAUGGGGGGAAAAGCACGGACUCUCUCACAGGCCCCAGCCUGGCUGCGACGUCGGUGUGGCCAGCUUCUGUCUGAGAGGCUGAUGAAGCCAUCUGGUGUUCAGGCAGUGGUCAGAGGGAUAGUGGAAGGAGCUGGAGCUGGAAUUGCUGGAGGUCAGGGUGCAGAAGCAGCUGCUGCUGAUUGGAGGAAAUGUGAUACUGUUGCCAGGAUAUUGGCUUCCUGUCCUCAGCAGUGUCUGUCUGUUGCAGAUUACUACAGGCAGGUGUGCCCUCAGGUUCUCGAACUGUUUCACAUCAAGGACAAGCUGACAGCCCGUCAGUUUCAGAGAGUGGCAACGACAACUGUCCUCUCGAUGGUGAAAGAACAACCUGAGCUCGCGGAAAAGUACCUGCUGAGGCCUCUACUCACUCCUCUGAUCUGUUGCUUGGACACUGGAGAAACACAAGAGGGAUCUGAACAAGUGGGAACUGUGAUUGUGGGAGAGCUGGAACUGACCAGAUGUGUGGAGGAUGUAUAUAAGGUCUGUGUGGUUGGCAAUGACCCAAAUUCCAGAUUGUUGAAGUCUCUGAAGACAGUAAUUCCGGCAAUCUUUAGUCUUUACUGUUUCACAAAACGAGGAGUGUCGCAUUUGCGCUCUGGUUGCCAGGAGAUUCUUUUGUGGUUCCUGCAGAAAUCUGAGCCAUCAGUAGCUUUGUUGGUGUUGAGGCAGCUCGCAGGCCUGACACAAUCUAUUCCUGUCCUACACCCACUGUACCACUUUACAGCAGGAAAUGAGGGAGGUGUGAAGCUCAGCGUGAAGGAGGUAGUAAGUGACGAAGAUGAGGCUUUGUACGAGAAAGUGUCCUUGGAGCAGUGGCGGACCGAGUGCCUGGCACAGUUGCUGAGCAACCUGCAGGAGAGCAGCCUUGCUGGAGAUUUCUUCAUCGAGUGUUUGAAGGGUCUUACAUGUUUAGCGGGGGAGGCGGAUAGCAGGCCUGCACCGAGCCUCGUUGAUGGUCUGCCUGAACAGGAGCAGCAGAUGGUCACCUUGCAACUCAUCGCCAUCUUUUGCGAGAAAUUUGGUCACUUCGUUCUCAGCAAUACUGUACAUGUUAUUGAAUUUGUCAUCGCAACAUUGGAGCGUUCCUGUGUCAACUUGAUGCACAGAACUGAGGAGACUGUGCAAGCACAGACACUGAGUAUGGCAAUGGGACUGAUAGCAGCCAUGCUUGGGGGAGCUGUCCAGCUCACUUCAGCAGAUUUUCAUGCCAUGAGACCAAUGUUGCCCAAACUUGAGCAGAUCAGAGCUUUACAUCCUGACCCUGUUAUACAAGAGUUGGCAUCAGACCUGCGCAUUACUGUUGCUACUCAUGGAGCGUUCUCCACCGAAAUGGUUGCCAUGGCUGCACACAGCACCAUGGGCAACCAAAAUAAAAAUGAUGACAAAUCGACAGAGUCCAGCCAACCGAAAGAGACCGGUGCCACUGACAGCCACCGCCAGUCACCCAGUUCAUUCAGGGUGAGUGGGACUGAGCAUGGGAACAAACCCUCCUCUGGCAACUCCCCCAGGAACUUCCACCAGAUUCUUCAGGCAGCCUUUGAUCCCGAGGUACCCACACGAGCAGCUGCUCUAAGGACAGUUACUCAAAUGGUUCAACAGCGCAAUCCUGAUGCCCUUAGCAACCAGGAGAAGGUUCUGUCGGUGUUUCUGGAAAAUCUGAAGCAUGAAGACUCAUUUGUUUAUUUGUCUUCGAUUCAAGGUCUGUCAGCACUGUCGGACGUGUAUCCAGCCCAGAUCCUGCCGCGGCUACUGGACGAAUACCAGACGUCACCACAAGGAGCUGAGAAAACGAGGUGCGUGGAGAUGCGGAUGAAGAUGGGAGAGGUUCUGAUGCGAAGUACAAGAGCAUUGGGUGAGAUAGCUUCACAUUAUCGUGAUCCAUUAUUCCGGGUGUUUUUGAUGGGGACUCGAGAUUCGGAUAGCACAAUGAGGGCCAGUAGCCUGUCAAACCUGGGGGAGCUCUGUCAGUGUCUGGACUUCGCUCUAGGAUCAGUUGUUCAUGAGGUGACUGCAUGUCUUGCUGCCAUUGUGAAGACCGAACAUGAAGCAGAAGUGCGUCGGGCUGCAGUUCAUGUCAUCACCCUCUUACUCCGGGGACUCGGUGAAAAGACACUUCAGGUUCUGGGUGAUGUUCUGCGAGAUCUCUAUCGAUUGUUGAAAUACGUGAUUCAGACUGAUGAUGAUGAGGUGGUGGUGCUACAUGCACAGCUCACACUGGAGGAACUGGACCAUGUUGUCAGGAGAUUUCUGUUCCCAGAGGAAAAGCUGCAGAAAAAAAUUGUGAUCCUUCCUUAAUGGAAGGCCCCAGAACCUCUUCGCUCUGAACUCUGGGAUCAACCAGUUUAAAUGUCCUUCAAAUCCAAAAGUGGCAGCUUUAGGAAUGUGAUGGAACUCCAGCAAUACUGUGCCACAAUUAACCUGGGCCUGUCUGUAACUCAAAUUCAGCCCUACAGAGCUGCACCUACAUUCGGGACGAAAAGUGACAGGGCAGAUGUGAUUAAAUUUGUUCAAUCAUUGUAUGAUCUUUCCAGGGUUCCAUGUAAGUUGAGUUUUCUCAGGGUGACUCUGUGCCUGACAUCCCCAAGCUUCAGUUGAUGAGGGGCAGGAAAGGAGAUUACAUUGCUGCCAUCCUCUCUACUGAAUAAGCUAUUGUUUGCUGGGUUAAUGACCACCUUGAGUUCUUGAGGAGGGUUCAGAUUUUGAGCCCUUGUAGAUCCUAACAGAUUGGGCCAUCAAAUGUGAGGUGAGGUGUUUGGCUCAGUUUUGAAUCCCUGGUCCCAGUGUCUCUGGCGGUGACACAUCUUGCAGGUAAAUGUGGACUGUAAGAAGGGAGAUGACAGCAAUUAAAUCCACAAAUGUACAGAAAUUUGCUCCCCACUGAUAAAUGAUUGUAGACUUGAAACACUAUUUCUCUCUUUGCAGAUGCUGCCUGACUAUUUACAACUGAUUCUGUUUUUAUUGGCUCCACAGCACCUACAUAAACAAACUGCUUACUUAUUCUUUAUCAAA
Molecule: messenger RNA, 3915 nt
Organism: Carcharodon carcharias (great white shark)
Lineage: Eukaryota; Metazoa; Chordata; Chondrichthyes; Lamniformes; Lamnidae
Gene: tango6
Product: transport and golgi organization 6 homolog (Drosophila)
Exons: 18
Coding region: 1-3201 (1066 amino acids)
Biological process (GO): protein secretion
Source: RefSeq, a predicted model, not a curated record